UACACUUGGAUACUCAGUCUGAAACCGCUGAUUGAGUAGGGGAGCACAAUGCCGGAAGUGGGGUUUCGGGAUACGGACUUUCGGGAAAGUUGACACUAGAUUCAUCUACUUUUCCGAAGGAUUAACGCGUUUCCGGGUGCCGGCGAUCGUCGGGUUUUGUUUCACUGUUUCAUUCAUCUUCUCUUCUGCAAUGGGGCUCCCUGCGCUGGAAUUCAGCGACACCUUUUUAGACAGCCCUGACUUCAGAGAGCGACUCAAAUACCACGAAAUUGAGCUGGAUCGUACGAAUAAAUUCAUAAAGGAACUAAUCAAAGAUGGCAAUAUGCUUAUCAGUGCGCUUAAAAGUCUUUCUGCUGCUGUACAGAAAUUUUCCCAGUCCCUUCAAGAUUUCCAGUUCGAGUGUAUUGGUGAUGCAGAGACAGAUGAUGAGAUUAACAUUGCCCAGUCAUUCAAGGAAUUCUCCCAGCUGUUGAAUACCGUGGAGGAGGAAAGACGGCGACUUAUACAGAACGCGGAUGACGUCUUGAUCACACCGCUGGAGAAGUUUCGUAAUGAGCAGAUCGGAGCGGCCAAAGAAGGGAAGAAGAAAUUUGACAAGGAGACCGAGAAGUAUUACACAGUUUUGGAGAAGCACUUAAGCCUGUCUUCUAGAAAGAAAGAGUCCCUUUUGCAGGAGGCAGAUGCCCAGAUAAAUAAGGAAAGGCAGGUCUUCUACGAUGCCUCUCUGGAAUAUGUUUUCAAAAUCCAAGAAGUGCAAGAGAGAAAGAAAUUUGAAUUUGUUGAGCCGCUCCUGGCAUUCCUCCAGGGAUUGUUCACCUUUUACCAUGAGGGUUACGAACUGGCACAUGAGUUUGAGCCAUACAAGCAACAACUGCAGUUCAACAUUCAGAACACAAGGAAUAAUUUUGUGAGCACAAGACAGGAAGUGGAAAAUCUGAUGAGAAGGAUAAGGUCUGCAGAGCAGGACUUUAAAGCCCCAGGACAGUGGACUAUGGAGGGCUUCCUCAAUGUCCAGGAGAAGCGACCCCUGGGGUGCACAUGGAGUCGACAUUACUGCACAUAUGAGAAGGGGACCAAAAUGUUUACAAUGAGCAACUCAGAGUUCAAGUCUGGAGGCAAACAGAAUGGACUGAUCAUGAGUCCCCCUGAAAUGUUUAAGCUAAAGUCCUGCAUUCGACGGAGGACAGAUUCAAUAGACAAGCGGUUCUGCUUUGAUAUUGAGGUGGUGGAAAGAGGUAGUCGCUGUGAAGGGCUUCUGUUUCGUUAUCUCCAAUGUUUCUUUAAAGCCUGUCGACAUGGCAUCAUCACACUGCAAGCACUCUCUGAAUCCAACAGACGACUGUGGAUGGAGGCCAUGGAUGGAAAAGAACCGAUUUACACCCUCCCAGCCCUUCUGAGCAAGAAAGAGGAAACAUUCCUAAAUGAAGCAGGCUUUAAUUUUUUAAGGAAGUGUAUAGAGCUUGUAGAAGCAAGAGGCAUAAAUACAAUGGGGCUGUACAGAAUAGGUGGGGUCAGUUCUAAAGUGCAACGACUUAUGACCUCAAUUUUUGCAGCCAAUGCUCCUACGGAUAUAGAUCUUGACCCGGACACCUGGGAUAACAAGACCAUCACUAGUGGGCUGAAGAAUUACCUCAGGUGUCUCACAGAACCCCUCAUGACCUACAGAUUCCACAAAGACUUCAUCAUGGCAGUCAAGUCUGAUGAUCAGAACUACAGAGUCUGUGCUGUUCAUGCCCUCCUCCACAAGCUGCCAUACAAGAACAGAGAGAUGCUGGAUAUUCUAAUCAAACACCUGCAUGUAGUUUCCACACACAGCCAGAAGAAUCUGAUGACAGUGUCUAACCUGGGUGUGAUUUUUGGCCCCACACUCAUGCGAUCGCAGGAAGAGACAGUGGCUGCCAUGAUGAAUAUCAAGUUUCAAAAUAUAGUUGUGGAAAUUCUCAUAGAAAACUAUGAUAAGAUAUUUCACCAAGCUCCUGACCCUAACGUCCCCCUACCACAGCCUCAGUCUCGCUCUCACUCUCAGUCUCGUACCAGCGCUCCCCGUAGCAAAGCCAUCUGCCUGUCCACAGGAUUCUGCAAGUCCAGAGGCCUGUACCCUCCCACCCUGUGUCUGGCUGAUGCUGACAGUGACACAUUUAGUAGCAGUCCUAGCAGCACUCCCAUGGGCAGUAUGGAGUCUCUCUCCUCACACUCUUCAGAGCAGAACAGCUGUUCGAAGACGGGCUCCCCUUUGUGUUCCAAACACAAGGCAUCAGGAAGUCUGUGCUGGACAACUCACUCUCCCUCCUCUAAUGGGCCUAAAAUUUCUGCAUGCACCACCAGCCCUGACUCCAGCUCCAAAGAGGACACCACCAAGACUGAUGGAGAAUGGGAAGAGGCAUUAAGUACGAGCCCAGGGGAUCGAGGGUCACCAGUACCAGAGCUCCUCCAGAGGCCCCUAGGGGAGCAACUGGAGGAGAAUGGUGAGGAACAGCGCAGUCUGUCCUCCUGUUCUUCUCUCACUUCUCUCCAUAUCUCUGAAGGUUUCAGGAGCUGUCACGGUUCUAUUCAGAGUCUUGUAUCACGGGGUCAGAGAGACAGUGUGAAGUCCCUGCAUCUGCCAGAGCUUCCUUCUAAAGAGACCGUAAGACACAGAGCUGAUUCUUCAACCAGCAAUGGCUACCAGAGACCUGGAUCUGUAGUGGCCUCUCGGGCAGCAAUCUUUGAGAGCGCUGUGAUUUCCCAACCUCUUUUGGGAAGAGAGGCAAAAGCCUUGUACCCCUGUCAAGCAGAGCACAGUCAUGAGCUCAGCUUCCCUCAGGGGGCGCUCUUCUCUGACGUGUAUCCCUCUGUUGAACCUGGUUGGCUUCAAGCAACAUAUGAAGGCAAAACUGGACUGAUCCCAGAGAAUUAUGUGAUGUUCCAGUGAUGGGGCUGAAAAAGACUAUGUUCAUGGUAUCCAUGGUGAUCAUUUCUGAAAAAAGGGACCAUUUAUGUUAAUUAAUGCCAAACUGUAUAUAAAUAGUUUUAUUGCAUAGCAUUAUAAGCAGACCAUUUCAUAUGAUAAUGUUUUUAGGAUGUAGAUAUUACAUUUGUCUUAAAUGUAUUAAUAAAUAAUACAUUUAUGCCAAUAUUAGAUUCUAAGACAAUAUAAGAUUCUAUAUUCAGAUUCUUCAUAAAGGAUCAUUUUAGUGUUCUUAUCAUUUUUGUCCUGUAUUUUAAUAAAAUAUCUUCAAAUGUAUUGAAUUAUACUAAUGUACUUUAUAAGUUUUGUGGUGUUUGUUAAAACAAUGUUAUUUUAACAAAGUGUCCAUUAGUUUAGUUUAUACUGAAUAUAUUUGUGAGUUUAAUAUAGUGCAUUUUAAAUGAAGUAUGAUCAAGAAAGGGAAAAUACUUCUGAUGUGUUAAAUUUUGUUGUUGAGUGUGUUUCAUAUACGUGUCAUGUAUUAUUUUGUGCUCUUUGAAAAAAUGCAGUUUAUGUAAUGGUUCUGCUGUGUUUUAUUUUACACUGGUUCAGCAUUUCAAGAUUUUUAAAUGGAAAAAAAUAUGAUAUGCAGAUUAUAAUAUUGGUCAACGUUAAACGGAAAGUAAUUUUACUUUUG
Messenger RNA from Xyrauchen texanus (razorback sucker), 3584 nucleotides. Its product is annotated as rho GTPase-activating protein 42-like. The record is from RefSeq and is a predicted model, not a curated record. Bases 191 to 2911 code for a protein of 906 amino acids. Gene Ontology annotation, biological process: signal transduction. Gene Ontology annotation, cellular component: cytoplasm. The transcript is spliced from 25 exons. Lineage: Eukaryota; Metazoa; Chordata; Actinopteri; Cypriniformes; Catostomidae. Gene Ontology annotation, molecular function: protein binding; GTPase activator activity.